Molecule: messenger RNA, 3935 nt
Organism: Pieris rapae (cabbage white)
Lineage: Eukaryota; Metazoa; Arthropoda; Insecta; Lepidoptera; Pieridae
Product: myotubularin-related protein 10-B
Exons: 12
Coding region: 348-2402 (684 amino acids)
Source: RefSeq, a predicted model, not a curated record
GAUUCUACAUAGGUACAUUAAAAUUAAAAUAUUCCCAUUAAUGCAAUUUUUAUAAUGUUUUGAAUUAUAUUUUUUAUAAAAGAAAUUACGAAAAUUACAAUCAACGUUUUGUUUAAAAUUAUGUUCCAUACACUUAAAAUUUUUCUGAAUUUUAAUGUGUUACCUACAGUUCUUUUAGAAUAGCUAUCAUAUUUUGGUGAAAUUCGUCCAAAUCAUGAGGAUUCUGUGUCCUCUACUCGGUAGAAACGAUUUCAUCCGAUUGAUUGUAUUUAUGUGUGCAAAAUAAACAGAUAUUGUUACGUUAUAACGAUUUAUGUGGGUCAAUAGUGAGAAGCUAGACAACCAUAAUGAAUGAGAAAAAGUUGGUACAGAAUUUCAAGAGCUACAUCAAUGUUUCAUCCGUGGGUAAUGGAGAAAAGAAUGGUUCUGUUCGUGACUUGAAGCCCAAGUUGCUAAAUGGAGAAAUGAUCGUAGGAACGGCUCACAGUGUGGUGAUGCUAACACCACUUGGGGAACUUGAGCGAGGAAGGUUUGGCGCCCUUUUCGUCACCAAUUAUAAGCUUUCGUUUGUACCACUAGAUUCUUCUCCCAAUGAUGAAUAUGGACAAAGAAAUAACUUGGUCGGUGUGUUCGAUGUUCCCUUAACGUGCGUCGGAGCUCUGUGGUUAACGGACGGCGGGACAACGCGACGGAGACGACUCUUGCCCAGAACUGAUAUUCCCGUGAAGCUUAAAGGCAUACAACUUGUUUGUAAGAAUAUGAAAGUCAUAUCAUUCAACUUCGCGAACUCCCCACUGGGCACAGCGCGUCAAGUCGUGAUGGCGUUGCUCCACCAUGCCUUUCCGAAACGUCACGAUCUCUUAUUCGCCUUCGAGUACAGAGAGCCCUAUUACCCAACGUUGCCGUCAGACAUGAACAUGUUCCACCGACCUGCCGAUUGGAAGAAAGAGCUGGAGAGAUGCGAGUGUCCCCAUUGGAGGAUCACGUGCAUCAAUGGGACAUCUGACGCCUUCAUGUUGACGGCUGGAGAAACUUUGAUAGUACCCAGCUCGGUUUUAGACUACAAUUUGAUGGAGAGUGCGAGGCACUUUCGGUCGGGACGAGUUCCGAUCUGGGUUUGGGGAAGGGCGGAAGGCGCGGCGUUGUUGAGGAGCGGGGAGCUGUUGCCUACGGAGUUGUCCGCCACGGCGGAAAGUGUACUUUUGGAACAGGUUCGGCGGUCGCACCCCAAGCUGACGCCGCCGUACGUGAUCUACCUUUGCGGAAAUAGUUACACGAAUAGUGGUACCGCCAAUGUGCUACCAUCGCUAGCGAUACUGAACUCCUCGUACAAGAAAUUAGCGGAUCUGUGUACUCCGAACACGCUUUCACAGUUUUGGAUGCAAGACUCCCAGUACUAUUCAAUUCUGGAAUCAAGCCGAUGGCUGAGGUACGUGUGCAACUGUAUCACGUUCGCGGACGACGCGGCGAGGCAUAUCGCUGAUAACGUCACUGUUGUGUUGCAGGAAGGUGACGGCGUGGACUACUGCGCUGUGGUAUCCUGCAUCACCCAACUACUUUUGGACCCGCAUUUUAGGACCAUUUCGGGGUUCCAGUCCCUUAUUCAAAAGGAGUGGUUGGCGCUUGGACAUCCCUUUUGUGACAGAUUCGGCCUGCCACGCCCCGGCACCACAAAAGAAGACAUGGACAAAUCUCCCCCAUCACAAAGUGCUCCAGUCUUUCUUCUCUUUCUGGAUUGUGUGUGGCAGCUGCAAAACCAGUUUCCCUCGGCCUUCCAGUUUACGGAGACCUACCUAACGACGCUCUGGGACGCUGCGAAUAAUCACCUCUUCGACACCUUUUUGUUUAACUGUCCCAGGGACCGGGAUUUGGCUGUUAUGAAGAAUUUCACCCAACGACCGAUUUGGGACUGGGCUGAACAAUUCAGUGAACAAGACAUCGCUUUGUUCUACAACCCCUUGUAUGUCGGACAAAGGAGUGCGACGCCUUCACAGAGAUUGUCAAUGUCGUCCGUAUGCAGCCGCAAAUCGGCGAACGAGAACGGGCGCCUGGAGCCCUGCACCAACAUAGCGGCCAUAGAAGUGUGGUCGCAAUGCUACGAGCGGUGGUUGCCUCCUCUCGAUGCGCCUUCUGCGGGCCGAGUGCAAUACUACUUGUACAACUGCUCGGCUAAGGCACAGAUUCAAAAACUAAACAGUCACCUAUCGUCUCUUUCGAUAAUGAACGAUCGCAACGGAAGAGAUUACGAGCCUCCGCCUUCUCCGCCGGCCGUCACCCGCUUCUACCCGUUCAGCCUGAAGACCAGCGACAACGUCGCCCGAAGCCUCGACGCCAUGCAAGUAAGCCUCAUAGACGCUACUCAGCUCUUGGAUUCACAGAGUCUUUUAAAUGCGCCGGAUUAACUUUUAUGUAGUGUUCGUUAAUUCUAAUACUCUAGAAAAUAAAACAAUAUAUAUAAUGUAUACAAUUAUACAAAUUUUAAAAUGUUGAUUGAUUUGUCGUGACUGAUUGUAUUAAAAAACAGUUUAAUAGUAUUUUUGUUUGCACAGUUAAUGAUGACAUUGUUCACUUUGUUGUAGAGGGAAUUAUAAUAGAAUAGUAGAAACUUAUGUACCAAAAAUUGUAUAGCCGUCUCGCUUUUUACAAACAGAUAAGAGCGAGAGAAUAACACGUUUUAAACUAUUAACAUUUUGCGAUGGGAAAUAUAUUCGCGUAACGUAUUAAAGUAUUUUAAAUAUACAAAUUAAUAAAUAUAACUAGUUGAUUGUUAAAAAAUGCAACAAAUUUACUGGUUAUACAAAAAUUCUUAGUAAUGCAAAUAUAUUUGGUUUUCUUAAUCAGUAACAGUUGUAGAUAGAGUACAUAACUUUUGAAAAUGUACUGUUUUUAUUGAAAUUAUUUUUAGUAUUUAUAAAGUAGAUUUUAUGUUUCAAUAUAUUUGAACGAUUUAAUGUAUUCAAGUUAAUAUCACUUGUUUUACAUUUAAUUUUAAGGAUUGACUGCGAUUGCUGUCCAUUAUAAAUGAUUGUAGUUAUUUGUAAAUAAACCGUAUGUUAUAUGUAAUAGUAGUAUGCUAAAGCAUAAAUUGAGCAAAUUAGUAUAUUUUCGUAAGAAUUAUUUAUUGUCGAAGAUAGGACCGGAAGUAACCGACUUAAAAAAAAUGUCUAUAAUAUUAUUGACGAAAAUAAGAGAUACUAAGGGUGAUUCAAUAAAUUACUAAUAUUUUUAAGUUUGUAAGUCGAUAGUUUGAACCGGUCUUAUAAUUACGAGUUAUUAAUAGCUUAUGGAGAUUGGCGUUCAUUAUUUUUGUACGUUUUAUUGUCCAAUAUUUAAGAUGGACGUUGCUAAUAUUUUUUUAAGUCUUGUAAAAUGAUUGUGAAAUAUAAUUAACGAUGCUGUUACCAAUAUGUAUGUUACGUAUUUAAAAUAAAGGUUCAAAUGAUGAUGUUCUUGUCAAAAUUGUUUGGUACGGAAAUUAAGUUCAUAUAAAUAAUAUGACUUAAAAUAUAUUCUAAUUAUAUAUCAUUAAAAUAACAGGAUUAGUUAAAAGAGAUAUCUUCCUUAAACAUUUAAAAAAAUAAAAAGAAACAUUGUUAUGUUGUAAAUAUGACAGCUAAUUUUUGUUUGUUAUUAAUAUUAAUGAGAAUAAUAUAUUCACCAGUUUUAACAUAGCGAUUAAUUAUAUGCAGUGUAUCUGAUUCUACGUUUUUCAGUACAAAAAAUGUUAUUAUACAAAUUGUAUAUAACAGUUUUUAUUGUGAAUUGUACGAAAUGUAAAACUUCACUUUAAGUGCCAUUUGAUCACAAUGAUUUUAAAAAUAUUUUGUACUGGCAAUAAUACGUCGUUUCUAUUGGAAACACGAAAUGUGUUAAUUAUUAUUUGUAUUAAACAUAAGCGACGCAAAAGGAAGAUCAAAUAAAGUAAAUAUAAACCA